Molecule: messenger RNA, 1389 nt
Organism: Morus notabilis
Lineage: Eukaryota; Viridiplantae; Streptophyta; Magnoliopsida; Rosales; Moraceae
Product: probable arabinose 5-phosphate isomerase
Exons: 3
Coding region: 179-1219 (346 amino acids)
Biological process (GO): carbohydrate metabolic process; carbohydrate derivative metabolic process
Molecular function (GO): isomerase activity; carbohydrate derivative binding
Source: RefSeq, a predicted model, not a curated record
CACCGCGUGCUUCUUCCUUUUUCCCGUAUUUCUUGUUAUUCUUUCUUUCUUUCUGGAAAUUACUACUCGAGACACAACAGACAUUGGCCAUACUGAAAUUACUGAUACACGCUGAGAUCUCCGGCUUCCCCUAUCGGAAAAGAGCCACUCACCUCCACCGCCGCCGCCGCCGACAGCGAUGGGUUCUUUGCCGGCGUCGUCGUCGGACCACCACUUCCCACAUUCUCCUCCCAAACAGCCCCAAUCCCUCAUUGACCCCAAUGAACUCCUCAACCUCUUCAAGUCUCAGCAGGACCACCUCAACUUCUUCUUCCGCAACCUCGACCUCUCCCAAACCCUAGCCUUCACCCAAACUCUCCUCAACUGCCGCGGCACUAUCUUCUUCUCCGGCGUCGGCAAGUCCGGCUUCGUCGCCCGCAAGAUCUCCCAGACUCUCGUCUCCCUCGCCGUCCGCUCUGGCUUCCUCUCCCCCGUCGACGCCCUCCACGGUGACAUCGGCAUUCUCACCGCCAACGACAUCCUCGUCCUCUUCAGCAAGUCCGGCAACACCGACGAGCUCCUCAGGCUCGUCCCCUGCGCCAAGGCCAAAGGCGCUUUACUGAUCUCCGUCACAUCCGUCCAGGGGAACGCCCUCGCCGCCGCGUGCGACAUGAACGUGCAUUUGCCGCUGCAGAGGGAGCUCUGCCCCUUCGAUCUUGCGCCGGUCACCUCGACCGCUAUCCAGAUGGUUUUCGGCGACACGGUGGCGAUCGCGCUCAUGGAGGCCAGGAAUUUGACCAGGGAGGAGUACGCCUGUAAUCACCCCGCCGGUCGGAUCGGCAAAAGCCUCAUCUUCAAGGUGAGAGAUGUUAUGAAGAAGCAAGAUGAGCUACCUGUGUGCAAGGAGACAGAUUUAAUAAUGGAUCAGCUUGUUGAGCUAACAAGUAAAGGAUGUGGUUGCCUGCUUGUCAUAGACGGAGACUAUCAUUUGAUCGGCACAUUUACAGAUGGCGAUCUGCGUCGUACUCUCAAGGCAAGUGGGGAAGGCAUCUUCAAGCUCACUGUCGGAGAAAUGUGCAACAGGAACCCAAGAAUCAUUGGUCCAGAUGCAAUGGCGGUCGAGGCAAUGAAAAAGAUGGAAGCUCCACCAUCCCCUGUGCAGUUCUUGCCCGUCAUCGAUGAUCAAAACAAAUUGAUCGGUAUUGUCACGUUGCAUGGAUUAGUUUCAGCUGGCCUUUAAAUUUUAACGCGUGAGCAAUUUUUUCACCAUACAUGUAAUAUGUAUUGGUUUGUAUUCAUUGGAGUUAAUUCUUUUGUACCAGUUAUUGUUAUAACUUAUCCCGUAGUUUGGGAUCAUGUAGUAGAUUCACUCAACUAUAAUAUAAAGUUGAAUAAAGAUUUUUAUUUAUA